AGGCGGGCCCCACACCCUUCCAGAGUGUUCCACCAUGAUUUCCACUCCACUUAUGAGGUGAGCAGCAGAGCAGACGAGAGCACGAGCAGAGCCGCGCCAGCAAGGGACACGCGGGCAGGUCAACGAUCCUCGCGCCUCCAUGGCGUGCAUCAUGUGCAUGGCGUCCUCGCCCUCCGCGCUCGCGUCCGUUGCCAAGGCCGCCGCCCUCCCCGUCCCUCCGCCACCGUCGUCGUCCGCGGGCGUGGCAGUGGCGCGGCGGCGCGCGCCGGUGGUGGCAACCGUCCUGCGCGCCUGCUCGGGCGGCCACGCGCGGCGCGGCGCGGCGCUGGUGGCGGCCUCCGCGCUGGAGGACCUGCGCCCGGCCAUGGACGAGUACCCCGAGGGCGUCCUGUCCGGGGAGUGGCCCGGGAACUUCUCCCUGCUCAGCUACGCCGACCUCCGCGCCUACCUCGAGUCCCAGAUCACCACCGCCGGCGAGAUGAGCCCGACGGCGAAGCUCUGGGACGUGAUGUCGCGCCCCGUGCAGGUGGCCAGGCCGGGGCAGCGCCUCGCGGAGGUGGACGCCUUCUUCGCCGCGCAGCAGUACUCCGGUCUGCCGGUGGUCGACGAGGAAGGCAGGUGCGUCGGGGUUGUCUCCAAGAAGGACAUGGCCAAGGCGCCCAACGGGAUAGAGUCAACUGUUGGUGAAGUGAUGUCGUCCCCUGCUAUAACUCUGACACCUGACAAGACUGUCUUGGAAGCUGCUGCUCUAAUGCUCAAGGAGAAGGUUCACAGGAUACCGGUCGUGAAUGAACAGCAGAUAGUGAUCGGGAUUAUCACCCGCACGGACGUGUUCCAGGCUUUGGAGGCCAACAACGGAGCAUGAUCAGAUCCCUGCUUGUUGACUUGUUCAAUUCUCACCACUGGUGGAUCGCCGAAUGUUGCUAUUUGUACAUAUGAUCAAUCAGACUUCUGAUCCGUCUUGUCAAUCAUAGCCGUGUAAUAAUAGUAAUUAUCUGGGUGUGUUAAACUGAAGCUUACGAUAGAGUACGUGUGAUCUACACAUGCCAUGUUUCCGACUUCCUUAGGUGUAAGUGUGCCGGAUCCAUAUUGUACUGUUGAGUUUAGCUGCUCGUUCCUCCCUCCAUUCCAAAUUAAAUAUAGAUCAUUUUGUGUACUUUUAGGUGCA
This is a messenger RNA of Panicum virgatum (switchgrass), 1168 nucleotides long. RefSeq lists its product as uncharacterized. The transcript is spliced from 5 exons. The record is from RefSeq and is a predicted model, not a curated record. The coding region runs from base 140 to 865 and encodes 241 amino acids. NCBI's taxonomy places the organism in Eukaryota, Viridiplantae, Streptophyta, Magnoliopsida, Poales, Poaceae.